Molecule: messenger RNA, 1650 nt
Organism: Didymodactylos carnosus
Lineage: Eukaryota; Metazoa; Rotifera; Eurotatoria; Philodinida; Philodinidae
Source: the annotation of a GenBank genome assembly
AUGAUUGUUGUUUCUCACUGGCAAGAAGAUAUCGAUUGGUUGGAAUUAUAUUUGGGCCAUAUCGCACACAUUGUAUAUACAAGAACAAAUUCAUUAGCUACAAAUAAUCUAGCUGUAAAUAAAGGUCGAGAAGCUGUUGUUUACUUAAAAUAUAUUGUUGACAAUUACGAAAAUUUAGCGGAUGUCACAGCAUUUGUUCAUGGGCAUCGUACAUCUUGGCAUCAGAGAUCUCCAGAUGAUAUUGUUAUUGCAUUACGUGCAUUAAAAUGGGGAAAAUAUGAUUAUAUGCCGUUAACAUGUGUGAUGACUCAUACUCAGUUUCGCUUAAAUAGUGGUGAUCAUCAAUGGACAGUGAAUUAUCAGUUAUGGAAUGAUGUGUUAAAACAAGAACUAGGUGAACAACCUAGAGUACAAGUAAAUACACAUUGUUGUGCUUCAUUCGCAGUCAAAAAAGAAAAAAUUCUAUCUCACCCAAAAUCAUUUUAUCAAAAUAUACAUGAUUACAUAUUGAACAGUAAAGAAUCAGACGGUAAAACGGGACGAACCCUGGAAUAUUCAUGGCAUAUUCUCUUCCGACAGCCUCAUUCAAUUAGAUAUGCAAUGUGUGAUUUAUUCUAUUGCAAUGAGAGAGGACAAAUAUCAAUUGAAUUAGCUGAAUCAAAGGCAACAAAGACAACUAUCGUCCCUACCACCACAAGAACAAACAUCUUAAAGGAAUAUCGCUUUCCACCUGCCGGCUUCACUCAACUCAAGGAAAGAGAAAAGGCGAUUGUUGAAAAAGAAGUGGCUGCAGGAAAUCCAGAGUAUACAUUUUUAGCAUUGGGUGGGUUCGUAUAUUUCAAAUAUGAAAAUCAUCAGUAUCGCACUUUAAGAACAAACGCUUUGGUUCAAGCUGAUAAUGGGCUAGUAUUUGAGGGGCCAGUUCAAUGGAAAUCGGAGUUUACUGGAAAUUUAUGGAAACAAGGUCGAUUUCAAAAUAUCACAAUUUCGACAUUUGCUGAAAUGGGUAUCAAAUUCUAUUGUUUUUUGAAUCCUGGUGAAAUACUGAAAGCUGACAACGGCAUCGAAUGGAUGGUAGCAGCCAAUGGAGCAUUUUUUAUGAUUCUGAAAAUGAUUUUCUAUGUAUAUCGCGUUUUAAUACUCAUUAUUAUUAGUGAUAUAUCACGUGUACAACCUACACCUUCUCCCUGUGCAAAUAAAUUAGCAGAUUACGUACCAUCUAUCUUAAUUGAAAAUCUUAUUCAAUCCUCAAAAACACAACGUGACCAAUCCAAAAGUCUGGUAGAUAACCAUCACGACAAAAUUAAAACUCAUGUGGAGGAAACUGUUAAAUUAAUUGAUAAUCAUCGUGAACGAAUUGACAAUCGUUCAAAACAAUUAGAUAAACACAAGAAUAGUCUAAAGUUUGUCUAUCCCGUCUUUUCAUUGGUACUGGUAGUGUUGAUUCUAUUAUUAAUCGUUAUCCUGAUCGGUAUUUCGAAAAAGUGGUUUAUUUGUAAACCAAAACGUGGUGCUACGUCAAACUCUUUAUCGUUUUUAGCAAGACCUGGUACAACCAAUGAACGUGUUGCUAAACAAGAGAUUUCAACCAUUGACAAUUUUACAUUGUCAAAUGCCAUAGCUGCUGUGCUCGCUGAAAAACUGUCUUAA